AUGCCGCUUGCCUAUGUAGCCCCAACUGUUGUCGACGAGAAACCUGUGGUUUAUGUGGAAGAGGAUGAAGUUAAGCAACAGACUCAGAAUUGGAUGAAUGCUUUAGUAGUCUAUACAAUGGGUGACACACUGAGCUAUACUUAUAUGAGUAACUACGUUACUCGUAAUUGGAAUAUUGUGGCCUUCCCCGAGGUAUAUUACCAUGACGAGGGAUGUUAUAUCGUCAAAUUUCAAAGCCCAGAGGAUAGAUAUGAGAUUAUGUUUGCUGGCCCUUAUACAAUGAAUAGUAUACCUCUUGUAUUGCAGUUCUGGACUCCGGAGUUUGAUUUUCAUGAAGAAUAUCCUCGAACAAUGCCGUUAUGGGUGAAAUUCCCUACCCUGCCUAUGAUCUAUUGGGGACCUAGGACACUUGGUAAUAUUGGAAGUAGAUUGGGUAAUCCUUUAUUUGCGGAUGAAUGUACAGCAAAGCAGAGUAAGGUCUCUUACGCUAGGGUACUGGUUGACAUGGAUGCUACGCAAAAACUUCCAAAAGAAGUGCAAAUUGUAGAUUCUAAGGGAAAUUCCUUCAGGCAGGAUGUGGUAUAUGAAUGGUGCCCUAAGUAUUGUCCUAAGUGUCUAAAGUAUGGGUAUAUUUGUGCAGAUGAGGUAAAGAGAGGGACGCCAGCUCCACAGCACAACCCAAAUCAGAGAGGCAAAGCACAUCAGAAACAACAUGUUCAGAGAUGGGUAUGA
Molecule: messenger RNA, 732 nt
Organism: Lycium barbarum (goji berry)
Lineage: Eukaryota; Viridiplantae; Streptophyta; Magnoliopsida; Solanales; Solanaceae
Exons: 1
Coding region: 1-732 (243 amino acids)
Source: RefSeq, a predicted model, not a curated record